AUGACAGGCCGAGAUCUGUCGCUAUUGCGCAAGCGUGGAGGCCGAAGCGCACGCAUGAACAACGACGCCGAAGAGGAAGAACCGCUACUGGCUCAGCAUCGUCAUCAUCUGCCGCAGCAGCAGAAAGCGCGACCCCGGCAGGAUGAAAACGACCCGCCGAAAGCGCUGACCCUGCUGCACGAAGUGGACAAGGCCAUCACCUCGGGCUACCAGCUUCCUGGACAUCACGAGCUUCAACAUGCCUCGGCCGACCUACCUAAGGCGUCAUCGACGAUCCCACUCAUCCAGCAGCCUGCCGAACCUGCCCAAGUCGCCCCGAUGCCGACCUUGGAUGGAUGCCGACAGGGCUUGUUGGACAACAACGUCGAUGCUCAGAUGACAGCAGCACCAGCCGGCCAAGGCAAGAGACCUUCCUUUUGCGAACCUUGCCGACAGGCGAGAGCGGCCCCUAACUACGCCGCACGCGUCGGCGCCCUCCUGGACAUGCUGUACUGCUCCGCAUGUCAAGAAAUGCAUGCCGCCUUCUUCUUCUCGGAGUCUCAGCGCAAGGAAUCGGGCUUGAGCCGCAAGUGUAUCAGCCAUCAAGGCUACUGCACUGUCUGCCCCCAUGUCAGAGUUUCUCUCGCAGACGUUCGGGAUCUGGUCCAAAGCAAGGACGGGAGCCACACGCUUCGAUGCGAAGAUCCCCUGUGUCCAGUCCUCGACGCGAAAAUUCUAUGCGAGGCCGGGCCCGGGGUCGGGGCCGCGCGUGAUACAGUUUCCAUCGAAUGGUCUGCAUCUCUCGACGAAGACACCACAGGCACUUUCUGGGAACGUUGCUUAGCCAAGCUCCAACGACUCCACGAAUCUUGUCCCGUGGUGUUCUGUCCACAUCUGCAAACCACUCCCAGUCGAUUAUGCCGCUUGGACAGGUUUGAAGACUGCAAACAUCUCUAUUUGCCAGGAUCGCGGAGGCUUUUGUGUCGCGUUUGCGACGCCGCAAUAUACCUCGACUCACGGGCUGAAGACCCCGAGCUGACCAACUGCAAAUCCGGAAAGCAGGCUCAUGUUCCGAUCCGCCUGCACUGGCAGGUGUUUAUCCGGCGGCAUGGAGUCGCCGAAAAAUUGGCAGGCUGGCUCGAAACACUGGACCCAGACAGUUAUGGCCACUUUGCCGACCAAGAGACCAAGCACAUUACGUGGUGCGACGAGCGCGGGUGUGCCACGACGUUUGAAGGCCUCCAAAACGACGACUUCAUGAUACUGCCCGCAGUUGAGAAAUUUAUGGGCAGUCGCGGCGAUAUUCUGGCCCAAAUGGAAACACUUACCGAUUCCUCGUUUAAUUACUACUUCGAGGGAUGA
This is a messenger RNA of Hirsutella rhossiliensis, 1341 nucleotides long. RefSeq lists its product as uncharacterized. The record is from RefSeq and is a predicted model, not a curated record. The transcript has a single exon. The coding region runs from base 1 to 1341 and encodes 446 amino acids. NCBI's taxonomy places the organism in Eukaryota, Fungi, Ascomycota, Sordariomycetes, Hypocreales, Ophiocordycipitaceae.